Molecule: messenger RNA, 875 nt
Organism: Ilex paraguariensis (yerba mate)
Lineage: Eukaryota; Viridiplantae; Streptophyta; Magnoliopsida; Aquifoliales; Aquifoliaceae
Source: the annotation of a GenBank genome assembly
AUGGCUUCGAACACUGACGACGACGAUGACAUGGUGGUUCUCAGAUGUAUAGACCCUAAUUAUAUAGAACCAGAGCCCGAUCACGAACAGAUUCUCAUUUCAACGGCUGAUAUCAAUAACUGGGACUUGUUAUUUAUUCUCAGUAACCAAACUGUCCAAGUUAAAGCUAAUCGAAACAGGCUUAUCGAACAGUCUUCGUAUUUUCGUGGACUCCUCAGUGGAAGCUUUAGUGAAUCAUGUCUUGAGUGUAUAUCAAUCCACUGGAGGCUAGAGACAUUUUUGAGUGUUCUGAGAUGUUUGUUUGACUGUCCUGUGGAUGUUACCUCUGAUAAUUUCCUUUCUCUAUACGAGGCAGCACUAUUUUUUGGAGUGGAGAUGCUUCUGUUGAAGUGUAAGAUUUGGUUGACCGAGGUUACAUCAUUGAAGGGACUAUCGUCACUGCAAUUACAAUUGCAUGAAUUGAUCCAUAUUUGGAAGUUUGGUCUGGAGCAUGGUAAAGCAAAUGAUUUUAUUCCAGAACUGUGCACGAGCUAUCUUGCGAGGAACUUUAUGUGGGCCGUGUGCAGUGACUCUUUUAGCGAUGUUCCAUGUGACUUAUUUGUUUCUUGCAUAAAGCAUCUCCAGUUGACUGUGGACAGUGAGAAGCAUCUUUGUGACGCUGUUCUGGUUUGGCUUGCUUCUAACAAAGAACGAUUACAAAGCUUGAGCAGCAAUGAAGAUGAUCGCAGUUGCAUUUUUAAACAGGUAUGGAGGAUAUGUGCCAAUGCCUAUGUGAGAAACUAUAGUACUUUAUGUGGAAGCCUCUCUCUCUGUCUCUCUCUACACACACACACACACACACACGGGUAAUGAGGAAUAACAUGAUGGCAUUGUCA